AUGCCAGAAAACAUAUCCCUAAUUCGUAUCUACCUCGCCUCUUCAAACGCCUCCAAGAAUACGGAAAUUUUGGAUGAUGUUGGCCAUUUCGAGAGUGUCGAGUUAUCAAUACUUCUAUGUGAAGUUAAUUUGGAAACUGCUUCCAGGAUGUAUACAAUAUUUGGAGUUGCUGGAACAAUUAGAUUGCUUGCAGGGACAUAUGUAUUGGUCAUAACUUCUCGCAAGGAGGUUGGAACUUACCUUGGUUAUCCUAUCUUCAGAGUCAUGUCUAGGAAGUUCUUAUGUUGUAAUGAAGGUUUAAGUAAUCUUAAUAAUCAGCAAUAUGAUGGAUUCAAGUCAUCAUUUUUACAGGUCCGAGGUUCAAUUCCUCUAUUGUGGGAACAAAUUGUUGAUUUAAGUUAUAAACCACGUAAUUUUAACCUUGUGUUUAACUGGAUGCAUCCCAUGGUGGUGAAAUGCCACUUUCAAGAUCUUAUGCAAAGAUAUGGAGAUACUAUUGUUGUUGACUUAACUGACCAGCAUGGAAAUGAGAGCCUUUUAAACCUGGCAUAUGCCACAGAAAUGGAAAAGCUUCCUGAUGUUAGAUGA
Molecule: messenger RNA, 588 nt
Organism: Lactuca virosa
Lineage: Eukaryota; Viridiplantae; Streptophyta; Magnoliopsida; Asterales; Asteraceae
Source: the annotation of a GenBank genome assembly